GUUUUUGUCUCUUGUAAGAAACCAUCUUUUUAAAUCAGGUUUGUCCAUCAAAGAUCGGAAAUCUCUCAACGCCUUCUCUGUGUGAACCUCGUCCGUUUCCGAAAGUCCUCUUCAUGAUCCUUCUUUUCUCUUCCGAUACCUCGGUCCAAUAAUUAGAGCAACUCUUCCUCUUAUCCACACUACUAUCAUUUUUGUCCAUUGUUUGUCAUCGCUCCCUCCUCAGAUCAACCUUUUUUUUUUCUCUCUCCAUAUUUGUAUAAGUUUCUGGUAGAUCCCCAUCUGCUUAACAAAAGCGAUUCUCAAUCCGCAUAAGUGGAAUUGGGAUCAGUUCAGUUGUCUGGACUUCAGAUUCGUUUGAGUUUGUGCAGUUAAAGCAGAACAGAGGAAUCAUUUUUUAUUUUUUUACGAAUUUGCUUCAAGAGAUGAGCUUGAGAGCAACAGAGGAAGGUUCAGCUCCAAAGAUUCAAAUCCCAGCAGAUGUGGAUUGGCAUAUGCUUGACAAAUCAAGAUUCUUCUUCCUUGGAGCAGGUCUCUUCUCAGGUGUGUCGGCUGCUCUCUACCCAGUUGUGGUGCUCAAGACGAGGCAACAAGUCUCACACGCGCAGGUCUCUUGCUUCAAGAUGUCGUUCUCCAUCAUGAGGCAUGAAGGCCUGAGAGGAUUUUACAGAGGGUUUGGGACGUCCCUGCUGGGCACAAUCCCAGCGAGAGCCCUCUACAUGGCUGCCCUUGAGGUCACCAAAAGCAGUGUUGGUUCAGCCACUGUGAAGCUAGGGCUCUCAGACACCAGUGCCUUGGCCGUUGCCAAUGCUGCGGCAGGGGUAAGCUCAGCCAUGGCUGCUCAGCUCGUGUGGACCCCAGUCGAUGUGGUGAGCCAGAGAUUAAUGGUCCAAGGCCAAAAAAAUGGCUUCACUAGCAAAGGGAGCUUAAUUGGUCAAGGGGGUUUUGGUUCUUGUAGGUACAAAAAUGGUCUUGAUGCAUUCAAGAAAAUACUAUGUGCUGAUGGUCUGAGAGGCCUAUACAGAGGAUUUGGGAUUUCAAUUUUGACAUAUGCACCUUCAAAUGCAGUUUGGUGGGCUUCUUAUUCUGUGGCCAAUAGGCUCAUUAGAGGUGGUUCUGUGGGCAAAAGUGGUGAAAGAAGCCGAAAAGACUGCUCUUCUUAUGGCCUUUCUUUUGGGGCUGAGUCAAGGUCAAUGCCGACGGUGGCCGUGCAGGGUCUGAGUGCAGCAAUGGCAAGUGGGGUUUCAGCAAUAAUCACCAUGCCGUUGGACACAAUCAAGACGAGAUUGCAAGUGUUGGAUGUAGAAGAAAAUGGCAGAAGAAGAGCACUCACUACUAUGCAGGCUGUGAGGAGUUUGGUAAGGGAAGGUGGGUUUAGUGCUUGUUACAGAGGGUUGGGACCAAGAUGGGCUUCGAUGGCCCUGUCUGCAACAACCAUGAUCACCACCUACGAGUUCCUGAAGAGAUUAUCUGCUAAAAACCAAGAAUGCUUCGGUUCUUGAUUGAAGGAUUAAAUUGAAGCAGAACAAAUGAGAUCGCAUAAACUCUUCUCUUUCCUUUUCAGAUAGAUAUUCUCAGAUUUCCUUUUAGAUAGAUGUUCCCAUAAUGGCAUAGAGAAGAGGGCUCGCCGAAUGUAAAUCAAUGAUUCGAUCAAUUUUAGCAAUUGGGAUUUUAUC
Eucalyptus grandis is the source of this 1673-nucleotide messenger RNA. Its product is annotated as solute carrier family 25 member 44. The coding region runs from base 423 to 1499 and encodes 358 amino acids. NCBI's taxonomy places the organism in Eukaryota, Viridiplantae, Streptophyta, Magnoliopsida, Myrtales, Myrtaceae. The record is from RefSeq and is a predicted model, not a curated record. The transcript has a single exon. Gene Ontology annotation, biological process: transmembrane transport.